AUGGACAUGCAGUUUACACCCUUGCUGCCUUCGCAGCUACUUGUGGGGUCUCCCUUCAACCCAGGAACCCCCACCGGAGGUCAGUUUUCUCCUGGUCCCCAGUUUGGACCUUUUCCCACGGCGGCAGCGGCAGCAGCAGCGGCAGCCGCUGCUGCCGCCUCACCCAGAAUCGGAUCUAACUACAUGUACCCUACUUUCGACUACCCUCACGACAGCUUCGGUCAUAUGGGCUAUAUUAUGCCUCACCAACCCCACCAAGCUCAUCAACAAAACGGUACCGCCAACGGCUCCGGUGGCGUUUCUGACGACCAAGGCCAGCCCUCUCGAACUGUGUACCUUGGAAAUGUGCCUACCGAGUGCACUCCUGAAGAGCUUUUGAAUCAUGUACGAUCCGGCAUGGUAGAAAAUGUUCGCAUGCUACCAGAGAAGACAUGUGCCUUUGUUUCCUUUUACGACCAAAACUCAGCUGCACAUUUCCACUCGGACGCGAUUUUGAAGAAGCUCACCAUCCAUGGCCAGGAUAUUAAGAUUGGCUGGGGCAAGCCUACAACGGUUCACCCCUCCAUCGCAAUUGCUGUCUCGCAGGAGGGAGCCUCUCGAAACGUCUACCUUGGAAACCUCCCUGACGAAAUGGACCAAGCCGCCCUCCGUGAUGAGCUUGCCAAAUUCGGCCCUAUCGACACUGUGAAGCUUAUUAGCGAUCGGAAAUACGGCUUUGUGCACUUUUUGUCCAUCUCCACUGCUGUCAAGGUCGUGCAACAACUAAAAGCUGAUCCGAUUUGGUCUCAACGGAAGGUGCAUUACGGCAAGGAUCGGUGUGCAUACGUCAGCAAAACCCAGCAACAGAACGCUGCUCAGUACCUUGGCCUCGCCCCUGGAUAUGAACAGAUGGCCGCUGCUACGGACAGAGACGCCCUUACGAAUGUGCUUUCCCAGCAGUCAGCUGCUGCCAACGCCGUGGCUGCUGCGGCCGGUGGAGCCGGCAAUGCUGGUAAUAGAACUGUGUAUCUGGGAAAUGUUCAUCCUGAGACCUCUACGGAGGAGAUCUGUAAUGUGGUUCGAGGAGGUCUGCUGCAUCAUAUUCGGUACAUUCCUGAGCGUCACAUUUGUUUUGUGACUUUUGUGGACCCUACUGCAGCCGCUCAGUUCUUUGCUCUAUCCAACCUCCAGGGAUUGACUAUUCACAACAAGCGACUAAAAAUUGGCUGGGGAAAACACUCAGGUCCUCUUCCCACACCCAUUGCCCUUGCUGUCACUGCUGGCGCGUCCAGAAAUGUUUACAUUGGAGAUAUCGACGACAAUUGGCCGGAAUCUAAACUGCGUGCUGACUUCUCUGAGUUCGGUGACAUCGAGCAAAUCAAUUUUCUCAAAGAGAAGUCAUGUGCCUUCGUCAAUUUCACCAAUUUGGCCAAUGCCAUUAAGGCCAUCGAAGGUAUCAAACAGAAGAGCGAGUACCAGCAGUUCAAGAUAAAUUUUGGCAAGGAUCGAUGCGGCAACCCUCCUCGAAUGUAUCCCCAGCAACAGCAGAAUCAGGCACACCAUCAGCAGGGCCACAAGCACCGACAAAGCCUGUCUCGGUCACGAUCGGAUCGAGGCUCUUCUGAAGAAUAUGAGUCUCAACCCCAACAAGGCCCACAACUUAACCAGUCCCAGUCCCAGCAGCAACCUUCUCAGCAUACUCAGCAACAGCAGCAGCAACAACCACAGCAACACCUUGGGCAGCAGACCCAACAUACACAGCAGCAGGCGCAGCAGGCACAGCAGCAGGCACAGCACAAUCAGCACCACCAGCGACACCAGUCCCAACCUCAGCAGCACUACCAGUACGAUUACCAGCAUGUGCUUGACAACACUGGACUCUACCCCGUGCAGAACCCCUUCGGUAUGAGCUUUCAGGUGCCGGCACCUCACACGCCCGGAAACCAAGCGUUGGCCCAGUAUCUUGCGAAGGCCCAAAUGGACCAUUACGCAGCGUACAGUGGCACUCUAGUAGGUUUGAACGGAUCUGGUGACUCCGGUGAGGAUGAUACGGUGUCGGAUGAUGGUAACGGGAGCCGACAGUACAACCACCAGCCCCCUCCUUUCCAUUACACUCCUGGAGCUGGCCGACAUCAUACGCGAAAGUUUGCGUCUAUUUAUGAGGAGAAUUCUGUGAACCCUAGCACUACCUCUGUCCUAAGUGAGGAACCUGCAGGAGACGAUCAUAGCGUGACCGCAGAUACGACCCCUCUGACCUCACGAGACAACCUCAAAGACCUCACACAGAGCCUUGCUGAAAUUGACAUUGACAAUAACAAGGAUAAGAAAAACAAGGAUGCCAAGCCCGUUUUGGGUCUUGCUAUCACCAGUGGUUAG
This is a messenger RNA of Yarrowia lipolytica CLIB122, 2355 nucleotides long. RefSeq lists its product as uncharacterized. Gene Ontology annotation, molecular function: mRNA binding. The record is from RefSeq and is a predicted model, not a curated record. Gene Ontology annotation, cellular component: cytoplasmic stress granule. NCBI's taxonomy places the organism in Eukaryota, Fungi, Ascomycota, Dipodascomycetes, Dipodascales.